AUGAUCUCACUUUCCAUUGAGCUCUGGUUCACUCUUGCACAUUCUGAAACCCCAGAGUGUGCCACAGCCAUCCUCAACAAGGCCCACAAGGCUGUGCCUACAUUGCACAAGAUCUUGAUUACUGCUGGAUGCCUGCUUGAGCAAGAGGCCAUGGGUGACCCCGACAAGUCUUUAGAAACUAGAAAUAUGGACCUUGAGCUGGUGGACAAUAUCAUCAAAUUUGUGGCUGAAGGAGGCAGUCACAUGUUGCUAGAGAAGGGAUGGCUUGUCCAUCUGGCAAACAAGAUGUUAUGGACAGAGUCUGUUAGUGUGAAAGAACAAUCUGGCAUAACUGCACAGGCAAAAGCAAUGCUUGCCCAUGGCCUAUGGUUGUCAUAUGCCAUUCUAGACCCUCAACUCUAA
Messenger RNA from Suillus subaureus, 402 nucleotides. RefSeq lists its product as uncharacterized. The coding region runs from base 1 to 402 and encodes 133 amino acids. The transcript is spliced from 2 exons. The record is from RefSeq and is a predicted model, not a curated record. Lineage: Eukaryota; Fungi; Basidiomycota; Agaricomycetes; Boletales; Suillaceae.